AUGGCGUCGAAAAGACCAAAAGUCGACUUCUCUCCAGAAGCUAUUUUGAGGGAAAUUCGCAAGGGCAAAGAGCUUUUUAACUCGAUAAAUAGUUUGAAAAGUAAUCUGAGUGUAAAGAAAGUUUCAGAAUUACUAAGAUUGCGAUGUAAGGAAAACGAUAUUGAUGCGGCUAGUUUGCUAUCGUUGAUGUUCGGCUUCGACAUGGUAUCGUGGGUGAUGGCCACCAUACAACAUGUGCCUCGCGUAUUUUCUAGGCGCAAGAACAGCUGCGCAAAGAUUAUUUUCGAGAUUGCAAACAAAUUAUGCCAAGAAAAGCACCUUUCAUUGCCUGUGGUGGAUGAAAUGGUGAAAUAUAUUGAAGAAUUUGUUCCGGAGUUAAAUGUUUUAGAAACGCAACAAACUCGCUUUGAAGACGCACUAAGCAGCUUGAAUGGGAAGGACGGCGUGAAUUACGGUGGUUUCAUCGCUCCUCCCGUAGAAGAUUGUAUGCUACGUGGUACUGUGUUAACUUCUCCAAACGCAUUAAGCAGCUGUACAUUGUAUACAGUGAAUGGUCCAAAGCCUUGCACCAACCUUAGCCUCAGAUGUCAAGGGUGUAAAGUUUCCUAUGGUCGCUCGAUGACACACUACAGCAGUGGAAAUGCUUCUUACUACCCUAAGGAAAUUAUCAGAAAGGAUAAUUUGGUAGAAGUUACCAAUGUAGUUUAUAUGGAGAAAAAGCUGUACAGAUGGAUACCCUCGCUUAUGUAAGUAUAUUUACAAAAAAAUGGAAACUUGGACAACUACUGUAUGCUACAGCUGUAUUUUAAAUAUAUAUUGCAUCAUUUGUUUUCAUAGAAACCAUUGUUUUGUAUCAUUCGAGGACUUUUCUAUCUCAUACAAUGAGGUGUAUUGUGAGGAAAUCAAAAAUAAUUUUAAAUCAGGUAGGUUUAUAAUGGAUACUGGUUAAUAACAAUAUGAAUUGCUAUAUAAGGUAUAGACUAUAGUGUAACCCUGCAAUCAAAGGUCUUUUACCAACAGGCUGUAAAAAUCUGGUACAGUAAUCUUUUUCACUGGUGGAAUCAACUAUAUUAGCUUUUGUCUACUGCAUGGGAUAUAGGUUGUGUUAAUAUAAAUUAUAGCAGGGAUAUGAUAUUAAACUGUAUUGAAUAUUUUGAAACCCAGGUGCAAAAAAUUAUGGAAAAAAUUUCAAAUGUGAUUUGAGGUGUCAAGUGUGUUCAAUGUUUAUCAAAUGCAAUCACAUGUUCUAUUUAAGCUUGCGAUGCCUUGGAAGCUGGUAAAAAAAGCUCACAGAACCAGAUCGCUGGAUUUUCAAAUGGUAAUGUAUUUUAGGUUCUUUGUGUUUUAUGAAAUUCAUUAGUUUAUUUAGUUACACAGUUACAUUUAAUAUUUUAAUUCAUGUACCUGGUAAAUAUACCAGCACUCACUAAGACAUAAUCUUGUGGUAUAAAUUAUUUUAUUCUCUUAAACCCCGAUUGAGCUGCAAUGUGCCUACUUGCAUCAUUUUCAGACUUUAUCAAUGUUGAUGUUUUAAUGGAUGAUGGGACACCUGAUGUUGAUGUUCCUAUGAUUUGUGACAGUGCUGAUGAUAUAAUUUCAGGUAUAAACAUUGCGAGUUAA
Molecule: messenger RNA, 1620 nt
Organism: Paramuricea clavata
Lineage: Eukaryota; Metazoa; Cnidaria; Anthozoa; Malacalcyonacea; Plexauridae
Source: the annotation of a GenBank genome assembly